AUAGGCCAGACGAAUGGAGAGGUCAAAUUCCAAACCAAAUAAAAACAAGUUCCUCCUCCCUCUCUCGAAUCUCCUCCUUCUCUCUUCGUCCGGCCAUUAGAGAGACACUCAGGGAUGGGUGCGGGAGGAAAUGCAGCGGACGCCGCGGAGGGAGUAAUGGCUACGGAUUUUUUCUGGUCGUACACGGACGAGCCCCACGCCUCGCGCAGAAAGGAGAUCCUCGCCCGACACCCUCAGAUCCGGGAGCUCUUCGGCCCCGAUCCCUUCGCCUUCCUCAAGAUAAGUGCAGCUGUGCUUCUUCAGCUAUGGACUGCAACAUACCUUCGCAAUGCAAGCUGGCUCAAGAUCCUAACAGUUGCAUACUUCUUUGGUUCUUUCCUCAACCACAACCUAUUUCUGGCCAUUCAUGAGCUCAGCCACAACCUAGCCUUCUCAACGCCAUCCUACAACCGUUGGCUAGGGAUUUUUGCCAACCUUCCAAUUGGUGUUCCUAUGUCUAUCACAUUCCAAAAGUAUCAUUUAGAGCACCACAGGUAUCAAGGCGUUGACGGUAUGGAUAUGGAUAUUCCUGGCCGCGUUGAGGCUCUUGCAGUCACCAAUGCAGUCACCAAAUCUAUAUGGGUUCUUUUACAACUUUUCUUCUAUGCUUUACGACCACUCUUCCUUAAGCCCAAACCUCCUGGCUUAUGGGAAUUCACCAAUUUGAUAAUCCAGCUUUCUCUCGACGCUUCCCUGGCAUACUUCUGGGGAGGGAGAUCCAUUGCAUACCUGAUACUAUCAACAUUCGUUGGAGGAGGAAUGCACCCAAUGGCGGGUCAUUUCAUUUCUGAACAUUAUGUCUUCAACCCAGAUCAGGAAACCUAUUCCUACUAUGGACCUCUGAAUCUGAUGACCUGGAGCGUGGGAUAUCACAAUGAGCACCAUGAUUUCCCCAGAAUCCCUGGUAACAGACUCUACAAGGUGAAGGAGAUGGCACCAGAGUACUACGACAAUCUGAAAUCAUACAAAUCUUGGAGCCAGGUGAUCUUCAUGUACAUAAUGGACCGAACCGUCGGGCCCUUCAGCAGGAUGAAGAGGAAGGCAUCAAAGGGUACUGAAACAAUCAAGAAAGAAGAGUAGGGCUUCUCUAAACGCAAGCAACUUCGUUCUAUUUCAGUUUUGGUUGUGAAUCGUUUCAUCCUUUAUGAUUGUUUUGGAUUCAAAAAUCAGUUUUUCUGCAGAUCAUUUAUUUUUCUUUUCUUAGUCAUUUUUGAAGCCCUGUACGACUUUGAAUUAGUGUCAGCACAGUGCAGUCGCUUUUCAUGUAGAACAACCUCAACCCCAAAGUGAUGCUGCCAAUAGUCAGUUUGGUUAAAUAGAAUGGACUAUCUAUGUGAUUAAUUAA
Molecule: messenger RNA, 1384 nt
Organism: Zingiber officinale
Lineage: Eukaryota; Viridiplantae; Streptophyta; Magnoliopsida; Zingiberales; Zingiberaceae
Product: sphingolipid delta(4)-desaturase DES1-like
Exons: 2
Coding region: 115-1119 (334 amino acids)
Biological process (GO): ceramide biosynthetic process
Cellular component (GO): membrane
Molecular function (GO): sphingolipid delta-4 desaturase activity
Source: RefSeq, a predicted model, not a curated record